Messenger RNA from Owenia fusiformis, 317 nucleotides. NCBI's taxonomy places the organism in Eukaryota, Metazoa, Annelida, Polychaeta, Sabellida, Oweniidae. The record is from the annotation of a GenBank genome assembly.
GAAAUUGCAUAACCUUGAAGUAUCCUUACAUACAAAAGAUGAAGAAAAUCAGAUGCUGAAAUCACAGCUUGAUGAAACACUCUCUGCUGAUGCAAACAUUGAUCGUGACAUAAAAUUAGCUCAAGAAGAAAUUGAGGCUCUGAGACAUAGCCUUAAAGCAGCAGAACAAAAAUCAAUGGCUGAUAAACAAGUUUUGUUAAAUAAACUUGAAAAUGAACAAAAGAGGGCAGCACAUGCUGUUGAUAAACUAAAGCAGGUGGAUGUUGGAAAAGAUAUGAUGGGUAACAGAAUAAAAGAGCAACUUGAACACAUGCAGG